CGUUCUCUCCAGAUCAAGAAUCCCCAUCAAAUGCCAGGCCUGACUCCCGACCAGCUCGCUGCCUUCAACCGCGACGGCUUCCUCGUCAUCCCUGGGGCUCUAUCCCCCUCUACGUGCGAUGAGUUACGCGCCAAAGCAGGCGAGUACGUGGCACAGUGCGACGUGAACGAGCAUCGCUCCAUCUUCACGACCAACGAGCAAACCCGCCGCAUGAAUGACGAGUAUUUCCUCGAGUCUGGCGACAAGAUCCGCUACUUCUUCGAGGAACACGCCUUUCAAGAAGACCAGAAGACACUGGCAGUGCCACUGGAUGUAGCCAUCAACAAGAUCGGCCACAAUUUGCACAACCUCGACCCGGUGUUUGAAAAGGUCAGCUACGCAUCCGAAGUCCAGGACAUUCUCAAGUCUCUACAGUAUGUGCGUCCAAUGGCAGUGCAAUCCAUGUACAUCUUUAAACAGCCGGGGAUUGGAGGGGAAGUGAAACCUCAUCAGGAUGGCAGCUACUUGUACACGGAGCCUCAGUCUGUGGUGGGAUUCUGGUGGGCUCUGGAGGACUGUACGCUUGAGAACGGAUGUCUGCAUGGGAUUCCAGGCUCCCACUUGACAGUGCCGGUACGUCAGAGGCUGAGACGUACAACCAAGGAGCAGCAGGAGAAAAAUGGAGGCUUAUUGCUGGAGAAUGUGCCCGAGAAAGUGGAUCCUUUUGACAUCAGCAAGAGCCAGCCACUGCUCACGAAGAAAGGAGACCUCGUGUUGCUGCACAGCUCCUUCGUGCACUACAGCGAGGCCAAUACAUCGCCCUCUUCGCGCCACGCGUACUCGAUUCACGUGGUUGAAAGCCACAAUGUGGACUAUCCUGCAGAUAACUGGCUGCAAACGACUGGAAACGUGCCGUUCAAGCCAAUUUACGAGACUUGAGUGUGCAAAGAGAGACUCCGUAUCAAGAGGAAAGGAGGAAACUGAGAUACAGUUAUCAAGUUUGCUUUUAAUUGAGCAUGCCACCAAGAACCUUCGAGUAUCUAUACUCACGUGUGGGAGUUCUGAUGCUACUUUGAUUGUAGGAAUGCUGCAGCUCCGCCCAGCACCUUAACGACGUCGUCGACGUGCGUCUGGAUAUCCUCAGCGCUGUCAUGGAAUGCAAUUCCAUCAGCCAGACCGGGGAAGGCUGUGCCGCCGUAGCCAUCGUAGAAUCCCGGGCCGAACACGACGUGCUUGUACCAGCUGCGAUGUGGCAGUCCUGCCUCCAUAGUGAGAUGGCGUUCCAAGUACAUGAGUUUAUUAUUCCAAUAGCUGAGAUCGUCGCCAGACUUUAAAGACGCCAGGUUUUCGUGAAAUUCCUGAGCGCUUGCAUCAAAAUUGUCAACAGCGCGUCGUAGCUCUCCCAAGUCAACUUUAUCAACGCCAAGAUAGCGUUCCGCUGCCACUUUAAGUUGCUCUUCGAACGACGCAACCGCUUCGCUCAUCACAAGGCCAUACGUCGAGAACUCGAACGGAAGUACCGCGUUAUCAGCCAAACGCAGAGCUAACAACCCCCACCAACGUCCUGUCGUCACGUGCGAGAUAUAGUCUGGAUCUGCGAACAGCUCCGAGUACAUGAUACUAUCCAUUGUGCUGUGGUAAGUACCGUAAGCACCAGACAGACUAAACCCAAUAUUUGCAGACACGACACCCAAAUGGUGACAGAAGGCACCAAAAUCACUUGCUGUUCCUAACACCGUCAAAAGAUGAUCUGGCCCAAUAGUUCCCGAUGUAGCGUUGCUUCGACGAUAGCUUUCAGUUUGUGCGAGCCAUUGAUGAUAAAGAGUCUUCUGCUCAACUGAAACUCCGCCAAAGUCAUUGGCAGGGAUAGCGUUCGCAGUCUGGAAGAGAAGUUUGGCAAUAGAAGGCGAGCCUCCAGCUCCGGCUAGUGGACCCAGCGUGGUAUCGACGUUAAGAUACGCGAUGACCUUAGCUCUCAACUUGUCGGCGUUCUCUUCGACAUAUUCUGUACUGCCUAGCAGUCCUUGCUCCUCAGCAUCCCAAGACGCAAGAACAAUCGUGCGCUUG
Phytophthora nicotianae INRA-310 is the source of this 2046-nucleotide messenger RNA. RefSeq lists its product as hypothetical. NCBI's taxonomy places the organism in Eukaryota, Oomycota, Peronosporomycetes, Peronosporales, Peronosporaceae. Bases 31 to 918 code for a protein of 295 amino acids. The record is from RefSeq and is a predicted model, not a curated record. The transcript has a single exon.